AUGAGGCUCAAUCAAGAUAGCCGCGAUGUUUGUUAGUAACAGCCACUAACAGCCUAAACGAUGAAUUUUAAUUAUAUGGCCUGAGAGCUGUUAGUAUACUAAACUCACUUGGUAUUCGCAAAUCUCCGCAAUCAAUAUGUCGUAUCGAGACUUGAGAAAUUUUACAGAAAUGAUGAGAGCUCUUGGGUACCCAAGAUUGAUCUCCAUGGAGAACUUUCGUUCUCCCAAUUUUCCAUUGGUUGCAGAGGUCUUAAAAUGGCUGGUACUUAGGUAUGAUCCUAAUGUUGACAUACCAAUGGAUGUUGAGGGUCAAAAUGAUAGAGUAAUAUUCAUUAAAUCAGUUGCUCAGUUUAUGGCAACCAAAGCACAUAUUAAGCUCAAUACAAAGAAGUUGUAUAGUGCAGAUGGGUAUGCAGUAAAGGAACUUCUGAAGGUCACAUCUAUUCUAUACAAUGCAAUGAGGUCAAACUCAUCUGAUGAUCAAUCAAGCCAUGAGGACUUGACAAGGGUGAAGAUUGAUGUCACUUCUAAGAUUGGUGAUUUGAAAGCAUCAAGACAGCUUGCUUCAGAAAUAACAACAAAAGGAGCCUCAUUGUAUGAUUUGCUUGGUCGUGAAGUUGAACUCAGGGAACUUAGAAAUGCCUCUGUUGGCCGUCCAAUGGAUUUGAAUGAAAUUGAAAAGGGAAUCAGACAAAGUGUGAAGAGUUUGACGGGUGAGAUAAACAAAACAAAGAAAAUGCUGGAGAAUAUUGCAUCAGAUGAAGCUAACUUAGAAGCAAAGAUAGAGAAGAAGAAACAGGAGCUAGAGCGCAAUCAGAAAAGGCUUCGAAGUUUAGAGAGUGUCAGGCCUGCCUUUAUGGAUGAGUACGAAAAGCUGGAAGUGGAGCUACAAGGGCUUUAUGACGUGUACAUUGAGAAAUUCAGAAACCAAAGUUAUCUUGAGCAAUUACUCGAGGAGAUGAACAAAGGCGAAGAAGAUAAAAUCGAGGGAUUGGAUGGCGAAUCUAGCAAAACUGCUGAGGCGGUCAUAUUAGAACCGCAAGAUGACCUAAAAGGAGACGCGAGUGACGAUGAGGUGGAUGACCAAGACGACAUCCCAGAAGAUCGUUCCAGACCAGAAAGACCUCGAUGUGCAGGUGGCAGACCAAGAGUUGAAGGAACUAUGACUGGAGGUGCUGAUUCAGACGAGGAGGAUUCAGAUGAGUUGUCUAGUGGCGGAAGUGACAUAGAGAUGGACGAAGAUGGCGAGGAUGAUGAGGACGACGACGAUGAACUUAUUGAUGGGGAUGAUGAUGAUGAUGAUGACGAUGAAACUGGCCAUAUUGGAAGAAAAAGAGGGAAAGUCGACAUGAAAAACGCCUUGAAUGACAGUGAUGAUGAUUUUUAAGCACUGUUUGCUUGUAAAAUAGAUGUAAAUUGAAAUGUUGUGACCGGUAGCUGAAAUAGUUGUAAAUGAUUAAUGGGGAACUUGAAA
Rhopilema esculentum is the source of this 1474-nucleotide messenger RNA. Its product is annotated as intraflagellar transport protein 38. Gene Ontology annotation, cellular component: cilium; intraciliary transport particle B; microtubule organizing center. NCBI's taxonomy places the organism in Eukaryota, Metazoa, Cnidaria, Scyphozoa, Rhizostomeae, Rhizostomatidae. Gene Ontology annotation, biological process: cilium assembly. The record is from RefSeq and is a predicted model, not a curated record.